AUGUGUUUGGUUAAGAAGAGAAAACAACGAUUAAAUCUUCAUAAAAGAAGAUAUGGAUCAUAUGGAUCUAUACGAUUUAAUUAUGAUGGAAUACGAAGAAGUACUCAACAGAAAUAUCAUCCUUUUAGUAUUUCUAACAGAACUAAUCCACUAAGUAUUCGUCCUUUUGAUAAUUCUAGGAGAGUUGAUAGUUCAAAAUAUAAACCAUUUAGUACUUCUAAGUAUGAUGGUGGGAAAAUAUUUGAUAAAGAAAAAAUAAAGAAGUAUAUUCCAUCUUUACCAAAUGUAAAGAAAGUAAUUGAUUCUGAAGAUUUACAAAGUAAAGUAAAAGGUGUUAUUGAUGUAGUUGAUAAUUUUAUUGAAGAGAAGAAACCAGUAACAAUUAUUAAAGAUUUUAUAAAAGAUAAAUUUUGGGAAAUGACAGAUGGUAAGAGUCUUUUUGAUCCAUCUGCUCGUUUAGAUGUUUCAUUGAUUCGAGGGAUUGUUGAUGGAUAUAAAAAAUAUGGUUCGAGAUAUUUUACUGAUAUUGCAAAAGCUUUUGGUGUUUCUUCCAUUUUUAAUAUUAAAGAAUUCAAAGAGUUUAAUGAGGCAAUAAAAGGAAACAAUUUAUAUAAAUAUUUGGAAAAGAGAUACAAACAAGGAGAUUUAUUUGAGAAGAAUACUGCACUUGAAUUAAUUAAGAUGGCAAUUCAGAAUAGACCUGAAAUUGUUGAUAAAUAUAUUUCUACUAUUUUUGGAGAGAAAGAAUUAGCUUUGUAUUAUCUUACUCAUCCUGAGGAUAUAAAUUUGACAUUACCCGUUUUGUAUAAAGGAAAAGUUAUUCGUGUUAAUGGAAAUUGUUUUAAAACAACACCAGAAGGGGAAAAAUGUUUAGAUUCAUCAAUUGUAGAUCAAAUGUCUGGUGUUCUUGCUCCUUUGGCUAUACAAAAGUAUUUGGAUGCUAUUAAACCGAUUAGUGAUAUUGUUGUUGAUAAAUUAAAUGAUUUGACUAAUCAACAUAAAUUAAUGGAUGAUGAUUUAGACCAAUUGAAUUUUAGUCAACAAUAUAUUAGAAGUGUAUUACCACCUGAAUUAUGGAAGAGAAUCGAGAAUGUAGCAUUUGAACCAAAUGUUAUGAGAAGAUAUGAAAGUUUGCAAUAUAUUCCAGUACCAGAAGCUAUUAGUACACAUUCUUCUGAUGAUUAUUAUCAUAAAAUUCAUAUUGGUGCAAGAACAAAUAGAAGUGAUAAUAAAGGUACUAUCUUUAAACCAUCUGAUUUUGAAAGAAGAGGAUUACAUCAAUAUUUAUAUAAACAACCUCAUUUUAAUAAAGUACAAAGCGGACAAGAUAGAUUUGAAGUAAUGAAGAAUGUUUAUAAACAAUUAAAACAAUGGGGAAUAAGUGAUAAACGUGCUGAUUAUGAAAAGGUAUUACUUAGAGUAUCACCUGAUGAUGAUAAAAUUAAUCAUUUUAAAACAAUAAAUGGAAAAAUUAAAUUUUAUAAUAAAUAA
This is a messenger RNA of Entamoeba histolytica HM-1:IMSS, 1491 nucleotides long. RefSeq lists its product as uncharacterized. The record is from RefSeq and is a predicted model, not a curated record. NCBI's taxonomy places the organism in Eukaryota, Evosea, Mastigamoebida, Endamoebidae. The transcript has a single exon. The coding region runs from base 1 to 1491 and encodes 496 amino acids.